Molecule: messenger RNA, 567 nt
Organism: Prunus armeniaca (apricot)
Lineage: Eukaryota; Viridiplantae; Streptophyta; Magnoliopsida; Rosales; Rosaceae
Source: the annotation of a GenBank genome assembly
AUGCAGGAUUUAACAACGAAGAAGAUGAUUGGGUUGGGGAAGGAGCAUGAUGGUUUGUACUAUUUAGUACCAGUUACUGAAGAUUUUCUUCGUGAGCGUGGUCCCAGAAUGGCAGCUGCUGCGUUGUCCUCCACUCUUGAUCUUUGGCAUAAACACUUGGGUCACUUGUCUACUGGCCCAAUGCAUGUGUGUAGUGUUGUGGUGCAGAAUUUCUAUCCAUGCAUUCUUUUUUUGCUCAAAUGGGCACACUAUGGCAACAUUCUUGUUCACACACCCCCCAACAAAAUGGGGUUGUGGAACGCAAACAUUGCCAUCUUCUUACUGUUGCCCGUACUUUAUGUUUUCAAGCACAAGUUCCCCUCAAGUUUUGGGGAGAGAGUAUUCUCAGCAGCUUAUAUCAUUAACCGUUUACCCACAUUAGUGCUCUCCAAAAGAUCACCUCAUGAGGCUAACCUUGAUCCCAGGUGGCGUGAAGCCAUGACAGCUGAAUUGCAGGCUCUUGAACAAAAUCAUACAUGGACUCUCACCUCAUUACCUCAUGGCAAACGUUCUAUUGGGAGCCGCUAG